GCUGCCUCACUUUCGGGGCUCGAACGAGAUGUUGCUAAAAAUAAUAGUGUGUCUCAAGCUCCCCUCACCUUCAUACCAAGCUGUGACUGUUAGGGUCAACGGAGCCCUAGUGAUAGCCUGUAGUGUGGCACCAAGAGUGCCACCGACAGCCUCUGCGCGGCACUAGGUUGUGUGAGCUCCCGGAAAUGACUGCGUGACAAAUUUUGUGGUGUGUGAAUCCCGGUACAGCCUAGAAAGUGGCAUCGGGUGUGUGGAAGAGGCAAUCUGUGUACAUCGAAUGUAUAGGACCCGGAACAGCUUGUGCCAAUCGCACAGGCUAAUCCGGAACUAAAACUGCAACGAUAGCAACAGUCUACUAGUAAUGUCCGAUUGGCGUUUUUCUGUUGCUACAUGCUAAGUUCUUCAACACUGAAUUAAACACAUGUCACUGUGACCGCUGAGGCUGCUGCUGUUACUCCGUGCUACUAAAUGAAAUUGUAUUAAUGAAACAGUAAAAUACUACUACUACUACUACUACUACUACUACUACUACUACUAUUACUACUACUACCAGCACCACCACUGUUACUUCUCAACCUGUGCCCGGCGUAGCAGCGGGGCGCGACAGGCCCGAGGAGAAGCAGGCGCCAUGGCGGAGAUACAACACUUACCGGCGCAAGUGUCGGCUCAGGAUUACAUGACGAACCUCAUGGUGGACGCAGAUGACGAGGACGACGUGAGACUACACCUAUCGGCGCUGUGCGGGGAUGCGAAGGGCAUGCAACGCACAUUGCAAGAUCCAGCCACAGCAGACUGGUUGAAUCACCGCGUGCGGCCCUACCUGUCCCCACCCCUCAGACUCGCUGUCACUGGGGGAAACCAGGAGUGUGUCCAACUAUUAGUAGCAGCAGGAGCCAAUAUUGAGCUGGAGGAUGUGAAGGGCCAGACACCACUCUUUGUGGCUACCUCACAGAGAAAACCCAUCAUUAUGAAGACUUUGUUAGAAGUUGGUGCCAACCCUGAGGGCAGCAAGAAGAAUCGCUGCUCUCCGCUUCUCGUGGCUGUGCGUGAUGGGUUCACAGAGGGUGUCAGGCUCCUCCUGAGGCAUGGGGCUGACCCUGAACCCUUUGAGCAGAUCUGUACCUGUGUUCCUGGCUGGCCACUACACCAUGCUGUGGUAUAUGCCCACUUCCCAUGUUUCCUAGAGCUGGUGAAGGGUGGUGCCAUUACCAACCUCUCUUUACUGACCAAUCAAAUUUGCUCCAAGAUAGUGGCACGACUUUCCAUCCCUCAUGCUAUCCUCAAAUAUGCCAAGGAAAGGCCAGAAUUUGUGUCCCUCUACCAUGAGAGUGGUGGAAAUUUGUGGCAGCUGAAUGCAGGAGGCAUCACUGGCUCUGAGGAAUCCACAGAGAACUCCCCAGCAAAGGAAUGGUUGAAGGCAUUGCUGGGGACGCCACUCAGCCUAAAGUCUCAGUGCCGCAUUGCAAUCCGGCGGCUGCUUGGACGACAUCGACUGGCUCACCUUGCUUCUCUUGAUGUACCCUCCUGUCUCACUUCCUUCCUGAAUUAUGAUGAGUUUUCUCAGUAUUUACAAAAACCUAAGAAAGAAAAAAAUGUACAAAGUCAUAUUUCAGAAGAAUAGUCUUUACCUCUGUUCAACAGAUGUAAUGCAAUAAAUAACUUGCUGGAAAGCAUUCCUAUUCAAUCAGUGUGCUUACUGUAAUUCUUUCAGUCAGUACUUCAAUUGGUGAAAUGUAUGUACAAUUAGGUAUAUCUUUCAAAGCAAUAUUUUCCUAAAAUCAGAAUCAAGAAUAUAUGUUCAUAAGUAAAUUUUCCAUUGUUUUCUUUUUAAGCAAUUUGACAAAUACUAACAUGCAGAUUGAAAAUUUGCUACAAAAAAAAACUUAUUUACUUAGAAUGCUUAUUUUUUAUCAAUCUUGCUAGAAUCAUUUAAGAUAUAGGUCAGCAAAUCCAGCAAACUAAAAACAAAAUGUGUAGCAAUAGAACUAACAUUCAGCAUACCUAAGGAAUGUUGGCUGCUGAUCUCCAUGACAUCAUCUGAGGCAUCGCUACACAACACCUUGUCCUCCUUUUAUAUAUAAAGUAAUAUUUUCUAGUCACUUUUAUCUAUGAAAAUGCUUUAUGUGUUAUAUCAGGAAUUUAUAAAUGUAUAAAGAUGUCACUUGAAAUUG
Portunus trituberculatus (swimming crab) is the source of this 2171-nucleotide messenger RNA. Its product is annotated as ankyrin repeat and SOCS box protein 12-like. The transcript is spliced from 7 exons. The record is from RefSeq and is a predicted model, not a curated record. NCBI's taxonomy places the organism in Eukaryota, Metazoa, Arthropoda, Malacostraca, Decapoda, Portunidae. Gene Ontology annotation, biological process: positive regulation of protein catabolic process; protein ubiquitination; intracellular signal transduction. Gene Ontology annotation, molecular function: protein binding. The coding region runs from base 629 to 1621 and encodes 330 amino acids.